AUGGCCAAUUAUCUGCUUUUGCUAGGAGAGCCGUGCGAUCGAGUUGAGGCUGCCCACGUAGGCGGGGUAUCGCAAAAUGCCCCUCACUUUUCAUCCUCACACGGUCCCACCUUCGUCAAAAUCCGAGAUGGCCCCUCUGAGCAUACCAGAGGGAGACUACAAAAAGACAUUCUGGCCAUUUCUAUCUCUGGCUGUGUAGAUGCAAUACUCAAAUGCGGCACAUCUGCUCAUUCCAGCGCCGCAAAAGUCUUCAUAUCUGCCACAGCGGCCAUAGAUACUGCAACAAGUUCCAUGCUUGCCAGCACACUUGCGAUUCCCGUUUGCAUAUCCGCAGGUCCCAUCGGUGGUGUACACCUUGUGGCCCCAGCAAAUACCCUCCCAGCAAGUGCCGGGAGCACAAUCUAUGCUGAAGCACGGUGUACAGGUCUCGGAGUUGCAGCAUUGCCCGUCAGUCCCGACACAGGUGACCCCCGGGCGCGACGGGCCACAGAUGCCAUCCCACGCCCUUUUUGGUUCAACAACUAA
Molecule: messenger RNA, 525 nt
Organism: Colletotrichum lupini
Lineage: Eukaryota; Fungi; Ascomycota; Sordariomycetes; Glomerellales; Glomerellaceae
Exons: 4
Coding region: 1-525 (174 amino acids)
Source: RefSeq, a predicted model, not a curated record